AAACAUGGAGCCUCCAAACACUGAACAGAAAGAACAAUGGCUUUCCAAACAUUUGAUGCAUAAUUUGCGGAAGAUUAAUUUACAUCGUAUUAUUUUGAAUAGCUAAAGCGCGGCUUGAACAGAUAAUAUCAUAUCUGGAGUCCGACUUGAAUCAACUGGGAAUUGGUGUAGGCACGACGCUCUCUGUAUUUUCUUUUAGAACCAUGGAAUCCUUUUAUAGACAAUUUAUUGACAUCUUUUCUACUCUUCCUGAAGGUUACUUGCCUAAAUGGCUCUUGUUUACAUCUGCUCUUGGUAUCUUCAACUCUAUUCAGAACUUUUGUACUGAUACGCUCACGAAGCGCGUUUAUGCGAAUAAACCUCAUGAAGUCACACCACUCAGUGGUCGUCUCUUUGCUACCUGGACAUGGUCUGUCAGUAUGAUUCGCAUCUAUGCCGCUUUUCAUCUUGAACAUAGAUUCAUGUACAAUCUCGCCAUUUGGACAUAUGUCAUUGCCUUAACUCAUUACGCUGGUGAGUUACUCGUAUUUAAGGGCUGCAAACUGAAUGGUCCUUUCAUGUCACCCUUAUUUGUUGCAGUUUCAUCGCUUUUUUAUUUGAUUCAAGUCAAGGAAGAAUACAUCAAGUUUGACUAGAAUGAAAUAAAAAGUUUACUGUAGCAAGUCCAUUGAGUAUGGAUUACUCGACUGUGAAGACACGAUACGAGGCGCACCUGUAGCAGCAUUAUAACUCCAAUCGUUUAGUUGUGCUUGAGGUGGAACGGGAGAAGGUUGAUAGGGUUCUUGUUGAACCAUUGUCCAUGACUGUUGUUGCUGUUGUUGCUGUU
Messenger RNA from Rhizopus microsporus ATCC 52813, 826 nucleotides. RefSeq names its product Erg28-like protein. Lineage: Eukaryota; Fungi; Mucoromycota; Mucoromycetes; Mucorales; Rhizopodaceae. Bases 204 to 635 code for a protein of 143 amino acids. Gene Ontology annotation, cellular component: endoplasmic reticulum; membrane. The transcript is spliced from 4 exons. The record is from RefSeq and is a predicted model, not a curated record. Gene Ontology annotation, molecular function: protein-macromolecule adaptor activity.